AUGACUGCCACCGGAGCUGCCAGCAGCAGCAACAACGCCAGCCAUGGCAAUACUCAUGGCAUCCCCUCCCGGAGAUUGUUUGUAGCCCAUUCUCCCCUCGACGCCAAUGGCCGCCCAAAAAUCCAAAAGGUGCUGAUCGCCAACCGCGGCGAGAUCGCCUGUCGCAUCAUCGCCACCUGCCGGAAGCUCAGCCUGACGUCGGUGGCCGUCUACGUGGAAGAAGACAAGCUCUCGCAACACGUACUCGACGCCGACGAAGCCGUGCACCUCGGCAGCAUCGAGCGCGGCAAUCCGUUCCUCAACAUCGACCUGCUCGUGCAGACGGCGCUAUCCGUCGGCGCGCAGGCCAUCCACCCGGGCUAUGGCUAUCUGAGCGAGAAUGCACAGUUCGCUGAGAAAGUCCGCCAGGCGGGCCUCAUCUUCAUCGGCCCUAGUCCCGCCGCCAUGUCGACGCUGGGCGACAAGCGCGCGUCCAAGGACUAUCUCCGCAGACAUGCCCCCGACGUGCCGCUCAUCCCUGGCUUCGCCGGGUCGAGCCAGGAGGUCGAGGACCUCGAGAAGGCCGCCGCGGAGAUCGGGUUCCCCGUCAUGCUGAAGGCGUCCGCCGGCGGCGGAGGCAAAGGCAUGCGAAUCAUCCGCGAGGCAUCCCAGCUACGCUCGGAGCUCGGACGCGCGCAGUCGGAGGCGCAGCGCUCCUUCGGGUCCAGCGACUGUAUCCUGGAAAAGUACGUCGAGCGCAGCAAGCACGUCGAGAUCCAGAUUCUGGGCGACAGCCACGGCGAGGUCGUGGCGCUGUUCGACCGCGACUGCUCCGUGCAGCGCCGCCAUCAGAAGCUCAUCGAGGAGACACCGUGCCCGUUUCUGACGCCCGAGACGAGGAAACGCAUGGGCGACGUCGCCGUCCGCAUCGCCAAGCUCAUCGGCUACGAGGGCGCCGGCACGGUCGAGUUCGUCUUCGACGUCGCCGCCAACCGGUUCUACUUCCUCGAGGUCAAUGCCCGGCUGCAGGUCGAGCACCCGAUCACAGAGGAGGUGACCGGGCUGGACCUCGUCGCGCUGCAGAUCUUCGUCGCCGCCGGCGGGCGUCUCCGCGAUCUGCCAGUCAUGUCGAAUCUGUGCCAGACCGGACACGCCAUCGAAUGCCGGCUCUGCGCGGAGGAUCCGCACCGGGACUUCUUCCCCGAUCAUGGCCGCAUCCAACUGUGGCGUCCGGCCUUGCAGAACCGAGAAGGCGUGCGGUACGAAACGGCCAUCCGGAGCGGCGCGUCGGUGUCGAUCUACUUCGACUCGAUGAUCGCCAAGAUCGUCGUGUGGGCGCCGACACGGGCGAUGGCCAUCGAGAAGCUGGCCAGGGAGCUCGCUGGCACGACCUGUCUGGGCGUGAAGACGAACCAGCUGUUCCUGCAGAGCUGUCUGCUGCACAGGGCCUUCCACGACCCGGCAUACACGACGUCGUUCAUCCCGGCCCAUCUGCCGGAGCUGCUCCGGAAUCCGUACGCGGCGCAGAUCCCAGGCAGUCUGGACUAUCUGUCCAUCGUCCCAUGCCUCUAUCUGCGGCGACUCAGCUCCCAGGUCCGCGACCCGACCAGUCGCGCCCCUUUCCACGGCGUCCGCCGCCAGUUCCGUAACCAGCGGUUUGAUCCCGUCAACGUGCACUGCGAUAUCGUGACGGCCGUUGACGGCCGGACGAAGGAGCAGCCGACGAUGUGCGUGUGGAAGCCGUCUGCGGCGGGCGACAAUGGUCAAGAGCUGCUUCUCUACCCUGUUCCCACUGGCAGUUCCUCGAAGGCCAGCAGCGCAGAUGCAGCUGCAGCGAGGGAGCUCACGGUGCGGUACAACGCGAUCAGCCGUGCCCUGCGCAGCGGUGAGGUGGUCAGCUCAGGCUCUUCGUACCGCGUGAGCAUCGGCCACUGGCAGCCGGUACAGGGCAGUCCUACUGAGCCGAAAUCAUGGUUGGCGUCGAGCAUGGAAGUGAGCAUCAACGAGCGCAAGAUGCUUGCGUACAUCGCAGUGGCUGCCGACGACAUGACCCAGACGCACAUCGACCGCCCGCAGCGCAUCUGGUGCCACUUCCCUGCGCUGGGGACAUCGAUCGAGUACCGGCGCGACACGCUGCUCACGUACUGCGACAGCAUCCGGCAAGUCGCCGCGGCCGCGACGGGAGGCGGACAGCAGAAAGUGGUGACGGCGCCGAUGCCAUGCAAGAUCCUGUCCAUUCUGAAGAAGAGUGGCGACAAGGUCGAGUCGGGUGAAAGCGUCAUGGUGAUCGAGAGCAUGAAGAUGGAGGUCAGCAUCUCCGUGUCGGCGAGCGGGACGUUCCGGACGAAGUGGAAGGUUGGCGAUGCGGUGGACGAGGGGGGUGUGCUGUGCGAGGUUGAAUAA
This is a messenger RNA of Rasamsonia emersonii CBS 393.64, 2382 nucleotides long. RefSeq lists its product as uncharacterized. Gene Ontology annotation, cellular component: mitochondrion. The coding region runs from base 1 to 2382 and encodes 793 amino acids. The transcript is spliced from 2 exons. Lineage: Eukaryota; Fungi; Ascomycota; Eurotiomycetes; Eurotiales; Trichocomaceae. The record is from RefSeq and is a predicted model, not a curated record. Gene Ontology annotation, molecular function: methylcrotonoyl-CoA carboxylase activity; metal ion binding; ATP binding.